Aspergillus caelatus is the source of this 786-nucleotide messenger RNA. RefSeq lists its product as uncharacterized. The record is from RefSeq and is a predicted model, not a curated record. The transcript has 2 exons. Bases 178 to 636 code for a protein of 152 amino acids. NCBI's taxonomy places the organism in Eukaryota, Fungi, Ascomycota, Eurotiomycetes, Eurotiales, Aspergillaceae.
CUCAUAAUCAUUCUGCUCCUGGGGUCGUAUGAAUAAUAUGCUAGGAAUAUUGGGGUGGUGUCAAGUAUAUAUAGGACAGGUUGUGGGACAAGUUAUUUAUCGCUUCUCAUCUUGUACUGCUAUCGAUCAUUGGAAAAUAACCACCAUAUCUGGACGUACAGGAAUACUCUUCGCAAAAUGCUCCUCAAGUAUUCAAUCUACUACAUAGCCCUGCUCGUCCUUGCAAUCGCCGUCGUAGCAAAGCCGCAAUGUGAUCCGAACAAAAUCAAAAGUCUCGAUCUCCGUGACAUGUCAACUACCGAGGAGACGAACAAUGUCGAGGCAAGAGACACAAACGAGGAUUGGGAUACCGUCACAACUUAUACCUUGGACGACGACGAGGAUAGCAAUGUCCAAGACAAGACGGAUGCCGAUGCGAUUAAUCCUCUCGCCCCGAGCCACUGCUCCAACUGUGCCAAAAUUAAGAAGGCGAAGCCAAAGUAUAAGGGAAAAUGUGAUCCCAAAAACAGUUUGGGUUGGAAGUCCUCUCAUAACUGUAAAGGGACCAGCUAUCUGUGUGUGCAGAGCGGGAAGGCUACGUGUUAUGGGCGGCCGCUGUCUAAGUUGAACUUUGAGAAUGGGGAGUGUUUCAAAUAAAGGUGGAUUGAUAGGAGGUUUAACAACUGGUAUGGAUGAUGUAGCAUAUUCAACAUAUGCUUAUUGGGUAUCAGUAGCUAUUGUGCUAUCUUGUCUGAGGCAUUGGAUACAGCUGGUAAUCUCUUUUAGGAUGAGCUUUGGCGCGACUGU